Messenger RNA from Adineta steineri, 717 nucleotides. The record is from the annotation of a GenBank genome assembly. Lineage: Eukaryota; Metazoa; Rotifera; Eurotatoria; Adinetida; Adinetidae.
AUGUUUGGUAGUCGUUCUCGACAUACUCAUUAUCAACAACCGAAUCGAUCAUAUUAUGGUAUUAUACUUCUACUCGCUGAAUUAAGUCGUUCAUCACAUCUACCACCAAUAACACUCGGUGUUAUUAUUAUUAAUGUAUUAAUCUAUUUUGACAUAUUUCCAUUAUUUGGUUUAUCAAGUAAUUUACAAAAUGUCUGUGUUAGCACACAUGCUGUACUUGAUCAAGGAGAUUAUAUGCGUAUUUUAUUAGCACCAUUAUUUCAUGGUGAUGAUAUGCAUUUGUACUAUAAUAUGGCAUCAUUUUUAUACAAAGGCCAACAACUUGAAACUCUAUUUGGAAGUCCAUAUUUUGCAAUUUUAUUAUCAAUAUUAACUGUAUCAUCAAGUUUAAUGCUUGUUAUACUUGGUCAAUUAGCAUCCAGUAUAUUUGAUAAUCCAGAAUAUUUAUUUACAUGUGCCGUUGGUUUUAGUGGAGUUAUUUUUGCAUUAAAAGUUAUAACAACACAUUACACGCCUACUUAUGGUUCAAAUUCAUUUUUAGCUGGUUUUAUUCCAAUAUCAACGAAAUAUGCUGUAUGGGUUGAACUUAUUGUUAUUCAAUUAAUUACACCUAAUGUGUCCUUUCUCGGUCAUUUAGCAGGAAUUUUAAUUGGUCUUUUGUAUAUAUAUGGUCCACUACGAUACGUCUGCAAUAAUUUAUAUAAUCUGAUCUGUUAA